AUGGCGAAUCAUCUAAAGGAAAAGUCGUUGUAUAGCGAGCUACAUGCUGCAUCUAUAGGUGUAGGCAUCCCAACUCCCACCGCAGUGAGUGUGGCAGUUACUCCACAAAUGUCUCCUGAAUCUACUGGGCCAGCUCAUACACCCAUAGUCACUCGGGGAACUUAUGGUGAUUGCGAGGCGCAGCCAUCGGGUUAUGGCCCCAUUCCGAAAUACGACAACAUGCGGGGAUUCUACUACUCGCCAGAGAUACGCCAUGCGGCGGACAACGCCCCGAUUCCCCCCGGCUACAUCAAAAGCUUUGUCUCCGCCAAUGGAUCGUUCGUCGGCAGCCAUUACCUCGGUCACUACGAACUAAAGUCCUUUGAUACACUCGAGUGUGCUAGGAGAUGCAAUGAAUGGGGCAAGCUAGCUAAUCCGCCUAGCGAUGGCCCUAGCAGUAACGAGUCGAAUACCCGAGAUGCUAGCCCAAUCGUUGCAACGUCGUAUAGGGAUCCGGAUACCAGGGGCACGGAACCUGGCCACGACCAACUCUGCCAGGGUUUCAACACCUAUUUCGAGCGGGCGCCUGCCAUACGGCUUGGUCCGGAAUGCCGGGAAUCUACGAGCCGAACAGUCAUAAAGUGCGCACUGUGGGGGGAACCUCUUCGUAUCGAAGGCGCCAAGAAUAUUGGAUACAGAGAAUGGGACUUCGAUGUGGUCAUUGCGGGUUCCAACGGGUAUAGUUCAGAGAAAUACGCUGAGUUGAGCAACCUGGCCCCUGGGAAGAAGCUAGAGCCCGUGGUUCUUGCUGCACUUUUCGCACCUCAAGUAUUUUUGGGAUUCAUGGCAUUUUGA
This is a messenger RNA of Bipolaris oryzae ATCC 44560, 834 nucleotides long. RefSeq lists its product as uncharacterized. NCBI's taxonomy places the organism in Eukaryota, Fungi, Ascomycota, Dothideomycetes, Pleosporales, Pleosporaceae. The record is from RefSeq and is a predicted model, not a curated record. The coding region runs from base 1 to 834 and encodes 277 amino acids. The transcript has a single exon.